AUGUGGACGUGGACGUGGACAUUGGACGUGGACAUGGACAUGGACGUGGACGUGGACGUGGACGUGGACGAAGACGUGGACAUGGUCGUGGACCUGGACGUGGACGUGGACGUGGACGUGGACGUGGACGUGGACAUGGACGUGGACAUGGACGUGGACGUGGACGUGGACAUGGACGUGGACAUGGACAUGGACGUGGACGUGGACGUGGACGUGGACAUGGACAUGGACGUGGAUGUGGAUGUGGACGUGGACGUGGACAUUGGACACGUGGACGUGGACGUGGACAUGGUCGUGGACCUGGACGUGGACGUGGACAUGGACGUGGACGUGGACAUGGACGUGGACAUGGACGUCGACAUGGACGUGGACAUGGACGUGGACAUGGACAUGGACGUGGAGGUGGACGUGGACAUGGACGUGGACAUGGACGUGGACGUGGACGUAGACAUGGACGUGGACAUGGACGUGGACGUGGACGUGGACAUGGACGUGGACAUGGACGUGGACGUGGACAUGGACGUGGAUUUGGACGUGGACAUGGACGUGGACGUGGACAUGGACGUGGACAUGGACGUGGACGUGGACGUGAAGGUGGACGUGGACAUGGUCGUGGACGAGGACAUGAACGUGGCCGUGGACGUGGACAUGGACGUGGACGUGGACGUGGACGUGGACAUGGACGUGGACGUGGACGAGGAUGUGGACAUGGACGUGGACGUGGACGUGAUCUUGGACGUGGACAUGGACGUGGUCGUGGACGUGGACGUGGAGGUGGACGUGGACGUGGACGUGGACGUGGACAUGGACGUGGACGUGGACGUGGACGUGCAGGUGGACGUGGACGUGGACGUGGACGUGGAUAUGGACGUGGACGUGGAUGUGGACGUGGACGUGGACGUGGACGUGGACAUGGACGUGGACGUGGACGUGGACGUGGACAUGGACGUGGACGUGGACGUGGACGUGGACGUGGACGUGGACAUGGACGUGGACGUGGACGUGGACGUGGACAUGGUCGUGGACGUGGACGUGGACGUGGCCAUGUACGUGGACGUGGACAUGGACGUGGAUGUGGACGUGGACCUGGACCUGGACGUGGACAUGGACGUGGACGUGGACGUGGACGUGGACGUGGACAUGGUCGUGGACGUGGACGUGGACGUAGACGUGGUCGUGGACGUGGACGUGGACGUGGACGUGGACAUGGACGUGGACAUGGACAUGGACGUGGACGUGGACGUGGACGUGAUCGUCAACGUGGACGUGGACAUGGACGUGGAGGACAUGGACGUGGACGUGGACGUGGACGUCGACGUCGACGUGGAGGUGGACGUGGUCGUGGACGUGGUGGACGUCGACGUGGACGUGGACGUGGACAUGGACGUGGAGGACAUGGACGUGGACGUGGACGUGGACGUGGACUUGGACGUGGUCAUGGACGUGGACGUGGACGUGGACGUGGACGUGGUCGUCGACGUGGACGUGGACAUGGACGUGGACAUGGACGUGGACAUGGACGUGGACAUGGACGUGGACAUGGACGUGGACGUGGACGUGGACGUGGACAUCGACGUGGACAUGGACGUAGACAUGGACGUGGACGUGGACAUGGACGUGGACAUGGACGUGGACGUGGACAUGGUCGUGGACGUGGACAUGGACGCGGACGUGGACGCGGACAUGGACGCGGACGUGGACGCGGACGUGGACGCGGACGUGGACGUGGACAUGGACGUGGACGUGGACGUGGACGUGGACAUGGACGUGGACGUGGACGUGGACCUGGACGUGGACAUGGACGUGGACGUGGACAUGGACGUGGACGUGGACGUGGACGUGGACGUGGACGUGGACGUGGACAUGGACGUGGACGUGGACGUGGACGUGGACGUAGAUGUUGACGUGGACGUGGACGUGGACGUGGACAUGGACGUGGACGUGGACGUGGACGUGGACGUGAUCGUGGACGUGGUCGUGGACGUGGACGUGGACGUGGACGUGGACGUGGAGGUGGACGUGGACAUGGACGUGGACAUGGUCGUGGACGUGGUCAUGGACAUGGACGUGGACGUGGACGUGGACGUGGACGUGGACGUGGACGUGGACGUGGACGUGGACAUGGACGUGGACGUGGACGUGGACGUGGACGUGGACGUGGACAUGGACGUGGACGUGGACAUGGACGUGGACGUGGACGUGGACGUGAUCUUGGACGUGCACAUGGACGUGGACGUGGACGUGGACGUGGACGUGGACAUUGACGUGGACGUGGACGUGGACGUGGACGUGGACGUGGACAUGGACGUGGACGUGGACGUGGACGUGGACAUGGUCGUGGUCGUGGACGUGGACAUGGUCGUGGACGUGGAGGUGGACGUGGACGUGGACGUGGUCGUGGACGUGGACAUGGAUGUGGACGUGGACAUGGACGUGGACGUGGACGUGGACGUGGACAUGGUCGUGGACGUGGACGUGGACAUGGACGUGGACUUGGACGUGGACGUGGACGUGGACGUGGACGUGGACGUGGACAUGGACGUGGACGUGGACGUGGACGUGGACGUGGACAUGGACGUGGACGUGGACGUGGACGUGGACGUGGACGUGGACAUGGACGUGGACGUGGACAUGGACGUGGACAUGGACAUGGACGUGGACGUGGACAUGGACAUGGACGUGGACGUGGACGUGGACGUGGACAUGGACGUGGACGUGGACGUGGACGUUGACAUGGACGUGGACGUGGACGUGGACGUUGACAUGGACGUGGACGUGGACGUGGACAUGGACGUGGACGUGGACAUGGACGUGGACGUGGACGUGGACAUGGACAUGGAGGUGGACGUGGACGUGGACAUGGACGUGGACGUGGACGUGGACGUGGACGUGGACGUGGACAUGGUCGUGAACGUGGACGUGGACGUGGACGUGAACGUGGACGUGGACGUGGACCUGGACGUGGACGUGGACGUGGACGUGGACAUGGACGUGGACGUGGACGUGGACGUGGACAUGGACAUAGACGUGAACGUGGACGUGGACGUGGACGUGGUCGUGGACCUGGACGUGGACGUGGACGUGGACGUGGACGUGGACAUGGACGUGGACAUGGACGUGGACAUGGACGUGGACAUGGACGUGGACGUGGACGUAGACAUGGAUGUGGAGAUGGACGUGGACGUGGACGUGGACAUGGACGUGGACAUGGACGUGGACGUGGACGUGGACGUGGACGUGGAUGUGGACGUGGACGUGGACACGUGGAAAUGGUCGUGGACCUGGACGUGGACGUGGACGUGGACGUGGACGUGGACAUGGACGUGGACAUGGACGUGGACGUGGACGUGGACAUGGACGUGGACAUGGACAUGGACGUGGACGUGGACGUGGACGUGGACAUGGACGUGGACGUGGAUGUGGACGUGGACGUGGACAUUGGACGUGGACAUGGACAUGGACGUGGACGUGGACGUGGACGUGGACAUGGUCGUGGACCUGGACGUGGACGUGGACGUGGACGUGGACGUGGACAUGGACGUGGACAUGGACGUGGACAUGGACGUGCACAUGGACGUGGACAUGGACGUGGACAUGGACGUGGAGGUGGACGUGGACAUGGACGUGGACAUGGACGUGGACGUGGACGUAGACAUGGACGUGGACAUGGACGUGGACGUGGACGUGGACAUGGACGUGGACAUGGACGUGGACGUGGACAUGGACGUGGACAUGGACGUGGACAUGGACGUGGACGUGGACAUGGACGUGGACAUGGACGUGGACGUGGACGUGAAGGUGGACGUGGACAUGGUCGUGGACGUGGACAUGAACGUGGCCGUGGACGUGGACAUGGACGUGGACGUGGACGUGGACGUGGACAUGGACGUGGACGUGGACGAGGACGUGGACAUGGACGUGGACGUGAUCUUGGACGUGGACAUGGACGUGGUCGUGGACGUGGACGUGGAGGUGGACGUGGACGUGGACGUGGACGUGGACAUGGACGUGGACGUGGACGUGGACGUGGAGGUGGACGUGGACGUGGACGUGGACGUGGACAUGGACGUGGACGUGGAUGUGGACGUGGACGUGGACGUGGACAUGGACGUGGACGUGGACGUGGACGUGGACGUGGACAUGGACGUGGACGUGGACGUGGACGUGGACAUGGACGUGGACGUGGACGUGGACCUGGUCGUGGACGUGGACGUGGACGUGGACCUGGACGUCGACGUGGACGUGGACAUGGACGUGGACGUGGACAUGGACGUGGACGUGGACGUGGACGUGGACGUGGACAUGGUCGUCGACGUGGACGUGGACAUGGACGUGGACGUGGACGUGGACGUGAUCUUGGACGUGCACAUGGACGUGGACGUGGACGUGGACGUGGACGUGGACAUUGACGUGGACGUGGACGUGGACGUGGACGUGGACGUGGACAUGGACGUGGACGUGGACGUGGACGUGGACAUGGUCGUGGUCGUGGACGUGGACAUGGUCGUGGACGUGGAGGUGGACGUGGACGUGGACGUGGUCGUGGACGUGGACAUGGAUGUGGACGUGGACAUGGACGUGGACGUGGACGUGGACGUGGACAUGGUCGUGGACGUGGACGUGGACAUGGACGUGGACUUGGACGUGGACGUGGACGUGGACGUGGACGUGGACGUGGACAUGGACGUGGACGUGGACGUGGACGUGGACGUGGACGUGGACAUGGACGUGGACGUGGACGUGGACGUGGACGUGGACGUGGACAUGGACGUGGACGUGGACAUGGACGUGGACAUGGACAUGGACGUGGACGUGGACAUGGACAUGGACGUGGACGUGGACGUGGACGUGGACAUGGACGUGGACGUGGACGUGGACGUUGACAUGGACGUGGACGUGGACGUGGACGUUGACAUGGACGUGGACGUGGACGUGGACAUGGACGUGGACGUGGACAUGGACGUGGACGUGGACGUGGACAUGGACAUGGAGGUGGACGUGGACGUGGACAUGGACGUGGACGUGGACGUGGACGUGGACGUGGACGUGGACAUGGUCGUGAACGUGGACGUGGACGUGGACGUGAACGUGGACGUGGACGUGGACCUGGACGUGGACGUGGACGUGGACGUGGACAUGGACGUGGACGUGGACGUGGACGUGGACAUGGACAUAGACGUGAACGUGGACGUGGACGUGGACGUGGUCGUGGACCUGGACGUGGACGUGGACGUGGACGUGGACGUGGACAUGGACGUGGACAUGGACGUGGACAUGGACGUGGACAUGGACGUGGACGUGGACGUAGACAUGGAUGUGGAGAUGGACGUGGACGUGGACGUGGACAUGGACGUGGACAUGGACGUGGACGUGGACGUGGACGUGGACGUGGAUGUGGACGUGGACGUGGACACGUGGAAAUGGUCGUGGACCUGGACGUGGACGUGGACGUGGACGUGGACGUGGACAUGGACGUGGACAUGGACGUGGACGUGGACGUGGACAUGGACGUGGACAUGGACAUGGACGUGGACGUGGACGUGGACGUGGACAUGGACGUGGACGUGGAUGUGGACGUGGACGUGGACAUUGGACGUGGACAUGGACAUGGACGUGGACGUGGACGUGGACGUGGACAUGGUCGUGGACCUGGACGUGGACGUGGACGUGGACGUGGACGUGGACAUGGACGUGGACAUGGACGUGGACAUGGACGUGCACAUGGACGUGGACAUGGACGUGGACAUGGACGUGGAGGUGGACGUGGACAUGGACGUGGACAUGGACGUGGACGUGGACGUAGACAUGGACGUGGACAUGGACGUGGACGUGGACGUGGACAUGGACGUGGACAUGGACGUGGACGUGGACAUGGACGUGGACAUGGACGUGGACAUGGACGUGGACGUGGACAUGGACGUGGACAUGGACGUGGACGUGGACGUGAAGGUGGACGUGGACAUGGUCGUGGACGUGGACAUGAACGUGGCCGUGGACGUGGACAUGGACGUGGACGUGGACGUGGACGUGGACAUGGACGUGGACGUGGACGAGGACGUGGACAUGGACGUGGACGUGAUCUUGGACGUGGACAUGGACGUGGUCGUGGACGUGGACGUGGAGGUGGACGUGGACGUGGACGUGGACGUGGACAUGGACGUGGACGUGGACGUGGACGUGGAGGUGGACGUGGACGUGGACGUGGACGUGGACAUGGACGUGGACGUGGAUGUGGACGUGGACGUGGACGUGGACAUGGACGUGGACGUGGACGUGGACGUGGACGUGGACAUGGACGUGGACGUGGACGUGGACGUGGAUGACCUGGUCGUGGACGUGGACGUGGACGUGGACCUGGACGUCGACGUGGACGUGGACAUGGACGUGGACGUGGACAUGGACGUGGACGUGGACGUGGACGUGGACGUGGACAUGGUCGUCGACGUGGACGUGGACAUGGACGUGGACAUGGACGUGGACAUGGACGUGGACAUGGACGUGGACAUGGACGUGGACGUGGACAUGGACUUGGACAUGGACGUGGACGUGGACGUGGACAUGGACGUGGACGUGGACGUGGACGUGGACAUGGACAUGGACGUGGACGUGGACGUGGACGUGGACGUGGACAUGGACGUGGACGUGGACGUGGACGUGGACGUGGACGUGGACAUGGACGUGGACGUGGACGUGGACGUGGACGUGGACGUGGACAUGGACGUGGACAUGGACGUGGACGUGGACGUGGACGUGGACGUGGACAUGGACGUGGACGUGGACGUGGACGUGGACAUGGUCGUGGACGUGGACGUGGACAUGGACGUGGACAUGGACGUGGACAUGGACGUGGACAUGGACGUGGACAUGGACAUGGACGUGGACAUGGACGUGGACAUGGACGUGGACGUGGACGUGGACGUGGACGUGGACAUGGACGUGGACGUGGACGUGGACAUGGACGUGGACGUGGACGUGGACGUGGACGUGGACCUGGACGUGGACGUGGACGUGGACGUGGACGUGGAAGUGGACAUGGACGUGGACGUGGACGUGGACGUGGACGUGGAAGUGGACGUGGACAUGGACGUGGGACGUGGACGUGGACGUGGACGUGGACGUGGACGUGGACAUGGACGUGGACGUGGACGUGGACGUGGACGUGGACGUGGACGUGGACGUGGACGUGGACGUGGACAUGAACGUGGACGUGGACGUGGACGUGGACGUGGACGUGGACGUGGACUUGGACGUGGACGUGGACGUGGACGUGGACGUGGACGUGACGUGGACAUGGACGUGGACAUGGACGUGGAGGUGGACGUGAACGUGGACAUGGACGUGUACGUGGACGUGGUCGUGGACGUGGACAUGGUCGUGGACGUGGAGGUGGACGUGGACGUGGACGUGGACGUGGACGUGGACGUGGACGUGGACAUGGACGUGGACGUGGACGUAAACGUGGACGUGGACGUGGACGUGGACGUGGACAUGGACGUGAACGUGGACGUGGACGUUGACGUGGACAUGGACGUGGACAUGGACGUGGACGUGGACGUGGACGUGGACAUGGACGUGGACGUGGACGUGGACGUGGACAUGGACGUGGACAUGGUCGUGGACGUGGACGUGGACAUGGACGUGGACAUGGAUGUGGACAUGGACGUGGACAUGGACGUAGACAUGGACGUGGACAUGGACGUGGACGUGGACAUGGACGUGGUCGUGAACGUGGACGUAGACGUGGACAUGGACGUGGACGUGGACGUGGACGUGGACGUGGACAUGGACGUGGACAUGGACGUGGACGUGGACGUGGACAUGGACGUGGACGUGGACGUGGACGUGGACAUGGACGUGGACGUGGACGUGGACGUGGACAUGGACGUGGACGUGGACAUGGACGUGGACGUGGACGGGACGUGGACGUGGACGUGGACAUGGACGUAG
Closterium sp. NIES-65 is the source of this 7947-nucleotide messenger RNA. Lineage: Eukaryota; Viridiplantae; Streptophyta; Zygnematophyceae; Desmidiales; Closteriaceae. The record is from the annotation of a GenBank genome assembly.